Molecule: messenger RNA, 4884 nt
Organism: Scaptodrosophila lebanonensis
Lineage: Eukaryota; Metazoa; Arthropoda; Insecta; Diptera; Drosophilidae
Gene: Gld2
Product: poly(A) RNA polymerase gld-2 homolog A
Exons: 3
Coding region: 140-4111 (1323 amino acids)
Cellular component (GO): cytosol
Molecular function (GO): poly(A) RNA polymerase activity
Source: RefSeq, a predicted model, not a curated record
AUCUGCAGCGGUGGCAACGGUGACGGUAGCGGCAUUUGCAACAAAUUCAGCAACAACAACAACCGCAUCAACGAGCACGUCUAUAACAACAGCGUCUGCGCCACCGAUAGCGGUAAUAACAAGCACUGCCAUUGGAAAAAUGCCAACCAGCGCUCCAGCUGUAGCGGUGACAGUAACGCCUGAAACGCUGCUGAGCGAAAACAACAGUAUCAGCACCACCACCCUGAUGGAUGCGAUGUCAACGUCAACUAAAUUCCAGCCGAUUUCGGAAAAUAGUGAGUUGAGCUUUAUGCCAAGUAAGGAUUGCGAAACCGAAUCCCUAUCCGAAGAUCAGCCGGAGGAAGUAGCUGUUGAUGAUAGCAGAUCGGGUAAUCCGUUGCUAAACACAUAUCCGCGUCCGCCCGGCGGCUACAAGUACUCUAUGGAGUUUCUCUAUAACAUUGGCCGAGAUCUGGCGGGCAUAACGCUUAACAUACCUACUCCAACGUCUAUAACGCCUCGUAAGUUGCGUACUGAACCCCCACCACCACCGACCCACUUGCCUCUCUUGCCGAAUGCCAUAAGUGGUGGCAGCACAGCCGCACCGCAUACUUCGUCGGGCGCCAACUCGCCCAUUGAUCGCUUUGCUGGCGGUGGAGGUGGCAGUGGUGGUGGCAUCGCUGGACCAGGAGGUGGAGGUAGCAGUGGCAACAUAUCGCCCGUGCAAUUCAUCUAUUCGGGCUACAUGCCUAGUGCACCGCAGCGGCGAUUGUGGCAUGCGGAGAAUGCCGUAUGGCAGUUUGAUCGCAACUAUCCAUUUAAUCAAGGCUACGCCUCGCAAUAUGGUAUUCCGUUGAUGCCGCUUGGCUUUGACCAUCCAUACAGCACACCACAACGUUUCAUUUAUCCGGGCUAUUACAAUCAAACUGGAGGUGGAAUACAUGCAUCCGGACCGGGCAUGCCACGCUCCAAUCGUCAUACAGCUCCAUCUACAACUUCGUCGACAAAUAUGCCAAGUAGUCAGUCUGCUCAGCAGCAGCAGCAACAACAGCAAGCGGAGCAAGCGGCGGAAAAUUUUAACAACGCGGGCGCCGGCAAUGGGCAUCAGAGCCAUUGCAACUAUGGUGGCGUGAAUACCGCCUAUGGGCGUCCGUAUCGCGAACGCUAUGGUAGUAGUCCCACAGAUCUGGGCGGCGCGUUUCACCGCGAGUCGAAGACUUUCUAUAAUAGCUCUGCGGCCAAUGGUGCAGUUGGAGGUGGAGUGCGAUUCAAGCAGUUUGAACCGCGUGGGAGUGGUUCCUAUCAACCGCGCUAUCAGCAGCCGAACGGUAGUGAGCACAGCAGUGUCAAUGGUCGUGGCUACAAGUAUCAAAACUAUUCCCAGGAUCGUCUAAGUGAGAAGCGAUCCAAGGGACAUUUACUUAAAGAGCGCUCAUCCAACUCAUCCGGCUCGCUGUCCACCUCGUCCUCCAAGUCCCAAAUGGAGCGCGCUGUGCGUCCCAUAAACGAGGAAUGUAACUCGAUCAACUCACCUGGAACUGGUGGCACGCGCCACCCACAGCGCAGCUAUCGCAACCGUGUGCGGUACAACGAUCUCCCAAACGGUGCAGAGGACAAGACGUCGCAGCACCGCAUCAGCGUUCCUAUAAGCAGCGGCAAUCAGGCAUCGCUGCGUCGCCUAUCCAAGUUCUCGGAUGUGCGCAGCUUUCAGCCACAGUCGCGACAGCAUCAGCACUCGCGCUACUAUCAAUCGCGCAACAUGGAGAACUUUAACUAUCAGCACUUCCUAAACUAUCAACAACACGCUGGAGGUGGUGGUGGUGGUGCUGGCGGAGGCAGUUGCAAUGCCGCUACUGGUGCUAUGGAUCCGUCCGAUGCGGCAGGCGGCAUAGGGGCCACUACUAGCGCUACAUCAGAAGGAGAGCAAGUCGGCCUGCAUCCGGACUAUGAGCAACGAAAUGGCAAAUUUUCGGAUGCCAUGGAGACCACAUCGAAUACAGAUUUUGUUCUAGAUGAUCUCCAUUCUCAUGUCUGCAAGCAGGAGAACUCCGACCAGGAUGUUCGCCCCACAAUGUCACAUGCCAGUUCCAUAUGCGGCGACUAUGAUGAUGGUCAGUCCUAUGCAAGCAUAGCACCCAGUUCCCCCAGCGAGAGCUCGGACAGUGAGUUAAGUGACGCAUCCGUUGAGUCCUUGGUGCGCCAAAUUACGGUGCAAUGCAUGGCUACCGGGGCAGGCGCUCAGGUCCCGAAUUUGGAUGGUCCAAAUUUGGUGCCCUAUGGCGAUAUGCAAUACCUGAAGGAUUGUGAACGAAAGCCUAAAAAUGGCUACAAAUACUCGUCGCACGGAGAGAGUGAGAAGAGUGAUUAUAAGCCAGAACCAUCGAUACCUGAUAGUGUGAUCAAUCUUGCCAAAAUAAUUGCAGCUGUGGCCGCCGACAAAUCUCAUGAAGAUGCGGGAAUAGAUAUUGACAAGGAUGACUUAUCGCUGGCAUCUAUUUUGUCUGGUACGGCAUCGCUUUGUUCCUGCAAGGGUACUGUAAGCGCCUCUGGACGAGCCAAUAUAAUAAUGGACGAUGUGUAUGAGGACGAGCUACCAAGCAUCAUGCAUAAUCGCUAUUUGCAUGGCUUUUUUGGAUAUACGCCCGCUGAUCGCUUUCUGCAACGCGCUGAUCUAGUGGAAAUGAAGCGGCCUCCCCGCUCAAUGCCCAGCCGUGCUAAGUGGGAGCCCUUAACACUGGGUAUAUGGAAGAAAUUUUUGGAAUCGCAACAAACGCGCACUAUUUACAAGACAAAGAUGAGAUUAUGGCGUUUUAUCUACACAGUAACCAUGGCUACAUAUCCACGUUAUGGCCUGUAUCUGGUGGGAUCGUCAAUAUCUUAUUUUGGCUCAAAAUGCUCGGACAUGGACAUUUGCAUGCUGGCCUGCACAAAUCCCAACAUUGAUCCGCGCAUGGAGGCCGUCUAUCAUUUGCAGCUAAUGCGAGGUCUUCUCAAAAAUACCAACGUAUUUAAGGACUUCAAUUUGAUUGAGGCUCGAGUGCCAAUACUGCGCUUCACCGAUCGGCGUCGCCAAGUUGAGGUCGACAUUAAUUUCAAUAACUCUGUGGGCAUUCGAAAUACGCAUCUGCUCUACUGUUAUUCGCAGUUGGAAUGGCGCGUGCGUCCCAUGGCAAUUACCAUUAAGCAGUGGGCUCAGUUCCAUAACAUCAAUAAUGCCAAGAACAUGACCAUCUCCAGCUACUCGCUGAUGCUCAUGGUCAUACACUUUCUGCAAGCGGGUGUUAGUCCUCCAGUGUUGCCCUGUCUGCAUAAAUUGUAUCCUGAGAAGUUUGCUUUCAUGCAACCCUGCGACUUCGGCUAUGUGGACAUGAAUGAGGUUAUGAAUCCGUAUCCGUCGGAGAAUGUUCAGACCUUGGGUGAGUUGUUGCUAAACUUUCUGCACUACUACAGUGUCUUUGAAUAUGGAAAGUUUGCGAUAUCGGUGCGUGUGGGUGGCGUGCUGCCGAUAGAGGUGUGCCGAGCAUCCAAGGCGGCCAAAAACGAUGUUCACCAAUGGAAUGAGCUGUGCAUUGAGGAGCCCUUCGAUCAGACCAAUACUGCACGUUCGGUCUAUGAUCCGGAGACCUUCGACCGCAUCAGAGCCAUCUUUCAAGCAUGCUAUCGACGUUUGGAGUCGACCCGAAAUCUAGAUUCAAUAUUCGAUGGCUAUGAUGGUCCGACCAUUCUGGCACACCCAUCGGUUGACUCCGAUGCCGAACUGGAUCGCAAGUUUCCCAGUGAAAAGUCAUCGAACUCGAACAGUGAGCUAGCAUCCCCCAGGUAUCUGAAGUCCAUGGUUGAUAAGUCGGUGGUGGCUCUGUGGAACGAUAUUGGUGAUAAGCAGCAGGCUUCGACCUUGGAGCAAAAAGUGAAAGAGGUGGAAAAUGAAAGUGCCGACAAAUUAAACGAUUUGGAAACCUCGGAGACUAAAGCACGCGAUACAUUAGUAAACAACACAACAGCCCACCUACCAACUACAACUACACCGACAACGACAACAACAUCAACCAGCACCAUCACAAACAUAGGCUCAGCCAAUGUUAAAUCUGUGGCCGAGCCACAUGAAGGCAUAGGCCUUCGCCAGAAUAUAUAGAAACAAUCUAAAUGAGCUGCUUUUGGGAAUCUAUCUCAAGAGUCUGUGCCUUUAGACAAUUGCAAAAGCUGAAGUCCAAAAAAAAUUUUCGAUGUUUUAAUGCAGUUGAUAAACGUAGUUGCUGAGGUUGCGCCAAGCUUACACUUUUAAAUUUUACGUUGGAUAAUUAAAUAGGAAAUUUACAUUUAGAAGAUUCUGAACUUAAUUGAACCAUUCACAAAACAAGUAUGCUCAGUCGUAGCAGACCAAUGGAAAAUACAUAAAACAUCUACUAAAUACACGGUCGCAAAAAAAGCACUAAAACCUGCAAAGGCACAAAGAAUUAGUUGAUAACUUUAGCGCAAACAAAUACAAAAAUAUUAAAAAUAUAAACACAAACAAAAAAUAAAAUUAACAUAAAAAUUAAAAAAAAAACAAUAAAACAAAAAAAAAAUCUAAAAAUAUUAAAACUAGUAAAAAAGCAAAAAAAAAAAAUUAUAGUAGUAUAGCUAAGUAUAGCAUAGCUAAGUAGGGCUGUGGAAGCCCAACGCUAAACACAUAUUUUUUUAUACAUCAUUUUAUACUUCCCCAUACACGAACAAAAGACACACAAACAUAAUGUAUACAAUAUUACACAAAUGGAACAUAAACACAUAUUUUACACUUUUUUAUAAAAAACCAACAAAAGUCAUUCAAAAAAAGGCGUAUGUGUCUUGUAAAACAUGUAAGGAAGCUUUAAGACGUUUAUACGUUGAAAAAAUUUAAGCAAAUAAAAACAAGGCGACGCCAAGUAA